Molecule: messenger RNA, 222 nt
Organism: Knipowitschia caucasica
Lineage: Eukaryota; Metazoa; Chordata; Actinopteri; Gobiiformes; Gobiidae
Source: the annotation of a GenBank genome assembly
AUGAUCCUGUGCCGUUUUGCCGACCAAACCGCGGUGCAGCUGCCUCCAGACAGACGCCUCAUAGGCAAACAGUGCAUGGGGCUGGUGGACUUGGAUCGGUCAUGGGCAGCAGAGGCUCAUGGGUACUCUGUGAGGGUUAUGACUAUGCAGCCGGAGAGCUGCACGCCAAAGAACAACAUGCUGGUGGGGAGACCGGGCCAAGCUGCUGAACAACGUGUAUAA